This is a messenger RNA of Xyrauchen texanus (razorback sucker), 5293 nucleotides long. RefSeq names its product protein FAM13B-like. The transcript has 24 exons. NCBI's taxonomy places the organism in Eukaryota, Metazoa, Chordata, Actinopteri, Cypriniformes, Catostomidae. Gene Ontology annotation, biological process: signal transduction. The record is from RefSeq and is a predicted model, not a curated record. The coding region runs from base 342 to 3239 and encodes 965 amino acids.
AUCACUCUGUUUCCAUUCCGCUAAACCCACAGCCAGUUCAACACUGUGCUGUAGUCUGUCUCCGUUGCUAUCAUCAUUAAUAUCGCCGCGCUUUGGACCAAGGACUAGUGAAAUUAAUCGGCUUGGUCUUGUUUAUCGGCUGAUUUGACCUGCUUAACCACUACUGUCCUGAAUAGGAUUUGCGGUCUGUCAAUGAGGAACUACAGGCUCAUCUUCUGCCAUAACCUGAAGCAGCCAUAGAUGACCAUUUCGUUUACUACUAGUGAGUGUAGCAGGAAAUAAAGUUAACUUCUUGGUGUUUGAAGUACAAGACGGACUGAAGCAGCCAGGCUGUGGAGGCGAUGAGGAAGAGCCUCUCUAUUUCCCUCAACGACUCCCUCAGCACGGCCAGAGUGUUCGGGAUCCCCCUGGAGGAGGUGCAGCACAGCGGGCAGCCAGGACAUGAGGUCCCCUUGCUGGUCAGGAGCAUUGUGGAGUACAUUGAAGAGCACGGAGGGCUGAACCUGGAGGGUCUGUUUUUUGUGAACGGCAACGCAGAACGCGUGGAAUGGCUCAGGCAGCGCUACGACAGUGGUGUGGAAGUGGAUCUGGAGAAGGAGGCCGACCUGGCCUCUGCCGUCAGCCUGCUACGCCUCUUCCUGCAGGAGCUCCCAGAGCCAAUCAUCCCUGCAGGCUUACAGGCACAAAUACUGCAGCUCUAUCAGGACUACAGCAGUGAGGAUGAGCUGGGAAGAAACAUGAAGUACUUCCUUCAGCAGCUGCCACAGGUCAACUACAGCUUGCUCCAUUACCUGUGUCGAUUUCUGUCCGGUGUUGCUUCUCUGCAGGAGGAGAGCUGGAGCAUAGGAGCUCUCGCCGCAAUCUUUGGGCCAGACAUUUUUCAUUUAGACACUGAUGUAGAAGAUCUGAAAGAGCAGGAGUCCAUCAGCCGUGUCCUUGCAGAACUGCUGGAGAACCAGGAGGAGUUCUUUGACUCCGAAGAGGAGGAGGACAUCUCCAACACAAACGACUACAGCUCCAUUAAUGACCAGAUCACAGAGCUCUUGGAGGAAGAAAAGUUGGAGGCUUGCGAGGAGCUCCCGCGAGAUGACGAGGAUGGUCCUUCCUCACUGUCGCACAAACAUGCCCAUGUCGCCCCGUCCUCCAGUGCGCACAUUUCUUCCAUCAGCAUUGUUCCAGGAUCUGCCAAUUUAAUUCAGAGAACCAUCUGUGCUGCAGUGGAACAGCAUUUUCUGGACCUUCAGACUUCAAUUGACAAGGAGCUCAGCAGCUAUGAGAGUCAGGUUUUGGACUCCCAACCCAUCCAGGGAAACCGCCCAACUCAGACACCAGGGCCUGAGGACAAUGAAGAUGUGCUGUCUGAAUCAGAAACGGAGGCUGAGACUGUUCCAGAGAAAGAUACCAACGAAGGCCAAUCCUCAGAGUAUAGCGAGGAAUCUAACGUUUUUCAACUCAGCAGCCCAGUAAUGGAGGAAAGUUUCAGAAUGGACCUUGACAUGGAGGCUCUCGUAAAUGCAGAGAAUCUCAACACAGAAAGACUGGAGAACUACCCAGACUAUGAGCAGAUGAGGCAGGCUGAUUUUAUCACCUGUGAGUCCAGCGAGUGUGACCUGAAUGCUAAUACUGAGCUCACCGUGCCAGCUAGCAGCCCUCAGUCUUCGUCCAGAAGCAUAUUCACGAACUGUGAGCAAGAAGCAUCAUGCCCCAUCACUUUACCACUCAUUGACUUCACAUGUAUGCACCUGCAGAGGGAAGGUAGUGACCCUGUGCCAGUGUUCAUGUCAUGGCAAGAGGAGACUGAGUCAGGAGAAGCCCAGCUGUCCCCGCUGGCAGGCCGUGUUGUGCCUCUGCCUCUAGAGGAGGAUGCUCAACCCUUACUGGCCCGACGUUUCCUGGACUUUAGCCACAGUCAAAGGUUUCUACAGCAGGACCACGAUGCCACAUCCUCCACCAAAACUCUGUCCUGUGGGAGGCCUCGCCGUUCCACCCUGUCUUCAAAAGACAGUCUGAAGGGAGACACUAUUUCCCAACAACUCACCAAAAAACUCCAGAACCUCAAAAAGAAAAUCAAACAGUUUGAGGAACAGUUUGAGAAAGAGAGAAACUUCAAGCCUUCUCACGCUGAUAAGGCAGCUGAUCCAAAAGUGCUGAAGUGGAUGACUGACCUCACCAAAAUUCGCAAACAGCUCAAAGCAGGACGACAUCACCUCUUACUCAAAGGUUCCCUGAGGCACCAGGCUGUGCUUCAGUCACACAGACGCAACUCAUCCGCUUCCUCCGUCCCGAACACACCCCAUUUUACAAUGUCACGCCCCCUCAAUGCCUCUAGACAGGCACCCCACUUCUAUGUCAAACACAAGGCUGAGAGUGAGCUGACUCCACAAACGCGUCCACGCAGUAACACUCUGCCCAAGAGCUUUGGCUCCACACUGGAGCAGUCAGCUCAUGAGGGCCCUGUGGAGAGUGAGUCACAGAGUCACCGGCCCACUCGAGAGGAGACACUGGAGCUUGUUCAGCACCGCAUAAAAGCUAAGAGAGAAGAGGACAGCUGGCCCGAGGAUGUUCGAAAAAUGACCAAGGAGCAGCUUUCCUGUGAGAAAAUAGUGCUACAGAAGAACCUUCUGUAUUAUGAGGGACUCCAUGGGCGCCCUGUUACCCGAGAGGAACGCUUGAUUGUGAAGCCUUUGUAUGACAGAUAUCGGCUAGUCAAACAGAUGCUCACCCGCAUCAGCAUCACCCCCAUAAUAGCCUCUCCCUCCAGCAAACGUCGCAAUCAGAUGUUACAGCCAAUCAUUGAGGGUGAGACUGCCCACUUCUGUGGUGAGAUUGAAGAAGAGGAGGAGGAGGAGAGCAGGGGACAGCAGGAAAAUGUAGAGAUGCAAAGUGAGGGGUCAGAAAUCAUCAUUGACCCAGUGGCCCAGCCCAGCUCUCAGCAGCCUUCCCAGGAAAACAUCCUGAGCUCUGGAAAGCUCAAUCUCGAUCUGCGUCUAUCCAGUUCAAAUGCCGCCUCCAUGCCUGAGCUCAUGGAACAGCUAUGGAAGGCCAGAGCAGAGAAGAAGAAACUGAGGAGGACCAUCCGAGAGUUUGAAGAUGGGUUCUACCAGCAGAAUGGCAGGAAUGUUCAGAAGGAAGACCGCACGGCCAUGAUGGAUGAAUACAAGGAGUACAAGCGCAUUAAAGCCAAACUGAGGCUUCUGGAGGUCCUCAUCAGCAAGCAGGAUUCAUCAAAGUCCAUAUAGAGCUCCCAGGUCCGGAAGAUAAUCCGAUCUGACAGGGCCUGUAGCAUCUCAAAGGCCCGACCAAUCCAAUUUCAACUUUCAUCAACUCCUGCACUGCUGUAUCUCUCUUUAAGUGGAAAAACUUUUUUGUCCCCUUCUCUGAGUUUGAUAUUCAGACUUUCGUUUCUUUAUCCUCAUUUUAUUUUUAUUAAAUUUUUUUACAUUGACCUAGCUUUCUCAUACUGAGAAAUCCGCAAAGGGUACGUGCCGAGUUGAGUAAUCAUAACACUUAUACAUGUUUAUGGACAUUUUGCAAUGAAAUCUUCCUCAGACCACAGAGGUGGUCAUCAUAUUUUUUAGCACCCAUGUCAUACUCCUCUUCCCGAAUUCACAGGGUUCUUUACGCUAUUUGAGGGUGUGAUUUGGGUCAGAGUUUCUGUGUAUACUUGGAUAGAUCUAUACAUAUGUAGGCAUAAAUGUUUGUUUUUUUUCUUGAUGGAGAUUUGUCGGCACAGUGAAUUUAAUCAUGUUUUUUCGCCGCUCCGUUUUUCUGUUAGAAAUCAGAGGACUCUUGUAUCAAGGUGGUGCUCUUUUUUUUUUUUUUUUGUAAAGACAUGGAUCACCUAAAGCUAAUCAGACUGACAAAAACAACUCCAGUGAACCAGUCUGUCACAAACUUUUCCGUAAACCUUAUCGUCUGGCCACAUUACUGAUUCAUAUGUAAAAGAUAUAUAACUGUAUGUGUACUCUAUAUGUAACAUUACAGUGUUCAUGGCUCACAUCUGUAAUAUGCAUUUAAUUAAUGGAUGAUGUAAUGAAAGUGACUAUAUAUGCCAAACUGAGAUGUAGUUGGUUUGUCAAUGUUGGGUAACAGGUAUAAUGCAAUGUCAGAUAUAAGUGAUGAUUUAGACAGGAAAGUCACUCAUUUCUGACGCUGUAGCUAGUAUAGAUAGACCCACUGUUGUUGGAGUUUUUUGUUGGGUGAUUGUGUCCAUAUCAGUUCUUGACACCUCAAGACUCGUUUUCCAGUGUAUCCACAUUCAGGAAGCAACGUUAUUUUCUGAAAGCAUCCAGUCAUGACUAAAAUUCUGCAAUUUAGAAGACACUCCUCAAAAGAGAUCAUCAUGGUUAAAGGGCAUUAAAUGACUCUUAUGAUAAUGAUUGCUUGACUUCAGACAUCUUCUGUUAAGUUUACUUGACCUUAAGAAAAUGCAUUGUCACUGUGACCACUGACUGUGUCCUAUAUCACAAGUCAUGUGUCUUUAGGGCAUAGGAUUGGUUGAGGCUUCUUCCUCACAUGUGGCAUCCAGUUAGGAGUCAUGCUUCAUGUGUCACUCUUCAACAUAUCACCUGAUUUGUCACAUUCACUUUUCAGCUGCCAACAUGCAGAAUACAGUAUCAGUUUUUACGAUCCAGUAAUGAGGAGCAUAAUUGCUUUAUCCAGUUUGGUUCUGCAAUACACAAUCAAAGUCUAAUCAAGAGAUAAGAGAUAUACGGUGGUUGACAUGAGGAAGAAGGAUGCACCCUUGUACACUUGGAUUGCUUGAAAUGUAAUGGACGGAAAGGUUGCAGGAGGGCUGUAAAUUUCUGAACGUCAGCAUGCACAUGGAGUUCUUAACACCUGAAGGAGGCGAUAGAGAUUAUUUGCACAGCAUUCUGAGAAUGCAGUCUGUUUCAUUUGUUUGAAUUGUUUCCUGUUUAUUCAAGCACUGCUUGUGCCUGAAGGAUAUGAGUGCAGGUUAAGUUAUUUUACAUGUUUAUUUCCAUCUAUCACUGUGGUGUCAGUGUGGCAGUGAUGUCCUUUUUUAUGACCAUCAUUUUCUACUCUGAUUUUAUAUAUAUCGUCUCACUUUCUGCAGUACAUAUUUACAGUGUUGUUCCUCUGUAUCAGUGAAGCACCUGCUUUGUCCUGUUUUGUAUAAGCUUGUCAGUAGUAGGUUUGCAUGGCAGAAAUUUGUAUCUUUAUUUUUGUGCCAUGAAAAUUAAGCAAUAAAUUAGCACCCAAGGCCUGUAUCAUUGGAAUGAGAGGCCUCCUGUAUCCAAUAUGUGCAUUUUCAAUAAACGGAUUGUGAGUA